AUGUCUCUCCUAAACCUCCUUUCCCAAAUACGCACUGCAAAAAAAGCGAAUCAGAAAUCCGAACCUAAACUCAAAACACACCACUUCUCCGCCACACACUUACUCAACCCAAUCGCCUACAACCCUCUCGCUCGCUUGACACAUUCGGCUCCAAAGACACACAUUCUCUCCUUUUACCCACAUAAACUUUCAACUGACACGAUCAUGGACACGGACGACAACCGAUCGACCACCACUACGACACUGCGCGACAUCACCCACACAAACACCCUGUCCGGGUUCAAUUUCCAAGUCUCGAAUCCAUCCGAAGUGCCACUCGAUCCUGACUCCGAUUCUAGUCCUGGAGAACCACGCCAUGUGCCGCCGGCUGUCGUGGUAGACAAACAGCAUAGGAGAUGGCAGUUCCAUGCUAAACAGCAACCACAGGUCAUGACGGAUUCAGAUGCCUGGAACCAGGACAAAGAAUUAGGAACAAGAAGAGGAGGAAAGCGAAAAAGGAGAUCGGACUCUCCUUCGCGACACCUACACGACCAUACCGCGGCGCAGGGACUGCAUUAUCCUGCGAGGUGCUACUGCCGGUACAACCACCAUCAGUACUACGGCGUUCACGACGAAGAAGAAGAGAUCCGGGGUCGCGAAGCACCGCAGAUAGCCAACCCGUCGCACACACUGCAAACCAACCCCCCAACGAUGUCUGUGGAUCCGUCUUCAUAUCCUUAUCCCUAUGCGCUGUCGCAACGGAUGCGACACCAAUAUCCCUAUACUAACCAUCCCCGAGAACGAGACCGAGGCUGGCCCCCAGACGACGUGUACCAUGUCGCUCAGAGAGCCGUCAAACCCGUUACAUUCGCUGACAUCCGCCCGCUGACGAUUCGUAGGCGGACCGCCGCUGUACAGGCGCUCGCCCUACGACAACCCGCUGAGGGUGCCCCGCGAGACCCUUACUCCUAUUCAACUUCAACACCAUCAAGGCCCUACAUCUCCCAACAACCUUCUCUGGAACACCUACCCAAACCCGCGCGCACACAUGCAUAUCCUCUGACACGCAUAGAGGACAGGCGGAAGCCCUCCUUGCUUGCGCCGACGCUCACUCCGGAGUGGAUGCGACGAGAAGAGUCGGUAACGUACGAGGAUGACGAAUAUUCACGAGGAGGCGCCGCCGGAGUCAGAUACGGGAGCAGACCAGGGCGAAUGUACAGCGGCUCCUCGUCUAGCCACCUAGGCGGGUCCAAUGUCCAAAAUCAGCGUACGGUCAUACGCAACUCGUCAUUCUACUCCAAUUCCCCGCAGCAAUAUCGCCCUGUUCAGCAGCAGCGACGCCCGCAGAUCCGGCUCGCAGUUCACGGCCUUUCAUAUGUCAAUGAAGGUGCGGAACAUACAAUUCAGGGUCCGGAGGAGCGGAUAAAUGAGCAGCGGGUCGUACCGGACAACCCUCCCAGCCUUCUCCCUGAUGCUGCGCGGUCGGGGAUGUCGAUGUAUGGUGCACCGUACUCGCGCGCACCGUCGUUCUCCUAUCCGCACACAUAUCCCUAUUCAGGAAUGGAUCGACGCUGGCCAAAAGAAGUGACUGAAGACAAAGAGGGAGGUGUAUACCUGGGCCCUGCGAGAAAGAUGUCCACCGUUUCUCAACAGCCGCAGAGACACCCUGGGAUGCGGCUGGGCCGACGGGGAAAGGGGGGAGGGAACCGCAACGCGAAAUGCAUGCCAGUCGCCGCGGAUGGCACACGCGACUGGAGCACAGACCUCUGUCUCUUCUGCGACCAUAAUUUGGGCACAUGUUGCAAAGCUCUCUGGUGCCCAUGUAUCGUCUACGGGCGGAACAAGGCGCGUAUCGAGUACCUAUACGCCGAGCAAACAGCGCACCCGACCAAAGGUGGGCCUGCGUGCUCAGGAGACUGCGCCAUCCACGCGUGUCUGACGACAUUCUGUUUAUUUGGGUGGGCUAUCCAGAUACCAAACAGAGCCUCGGUGAGGAGGAGGUACAACAUUGAGGGCGACUGGCUGGGUGAUUGUGCCGCAGCGUUGUUCUGCUCGCCAUGCGAACUAAGCCAGGAGAGCAGAGAGAUCGACCUCGAGGAGCAGAGUUUCUUCGAAGAGACGGAGGACGAGGGGGGAGGGAUGUGGGGCAAGAGAUAG
Molecule: messenger RNA, 2136 nt
Organism: Psilocybe cubensis
Lineage: Eukaryota; Fungi; Basidiomycota; Agaricomycetes; Agaricales; Agrocybaceae
Exons: 3
Coding region: 1-2136 (711 amino acids)
Source: RefSeq, a predicted model, not a curated record